This is a messenger RNA of Daphnia magna, 4825 nucleotides long. Its product is annotated as ATP-binding cassette subfamily C member 4. The coding region runs from base 695 to 4726 and encodes 1343 amino acids. The record is from RefSeq and is a predicted model, not a curated record. Gene Ontology annotation, biological process: transmembrane transport. Lineage: Eukaryota; Metazoa; Arthropoda; Branchiopoda; Diplostraca; Daphniidae. The transcript is spliced from 24 exons. Gene Ontology annotation, cellular component: membrane. Gene Ontology annotation, molecular function: ATP hydrolysis activity; ATP binding; ABC-type transporter activity.
AUGAAAAAGAUAGAAAUUAUAGUUUAAAAUUAAAAUAUAAUUAUUAAAAGUAGGAUUUAAUUAUUAACACAUACUCAAAUGUAUUAAAUGUAAACAUACUUUAGUUUUCUGUCAGAAUCUCUUAACUGAAUCCUCGAUAUAGCCAGGAAAAUGUAUAAAUGUUAAUCUACCAAAAUAGCUGAAUUGUUAGGACGCUCGACUGUGAAAGUCUGUUACAUAUGUACCCGAGUUCACUCCCCACCGAAAACCUUUUUUUCCGUUUUAGUCAAUGGUAGACUAGUCUACCAUAAUAUUAUAUUCUAAAUUCACUGAAUUUCAUUAUGCAUUUACGAGGGUUUCACUAGAAAAUGACUGCUUCGGUAAGUAAUUCUAUAGUUGUAUAGUAUUUCUAUUUUAUUAUUGUAAAAAUACUUGUUCAAAAAUCCUUUAGCAUUACUCGAGUUUUUUUAUUGUAUUACUUGAGUAAUGCCAAGUAAAGUUUUACCUGGGGCAGUUACGGUCUGUGGUGCACAGUAUAUAGGAAACCGUGCUCAUCCAAAGUUCGUUCGAUGGCUUGGGAAGUUGCCCACGACUCAACACCAAAAUUAAAAAGCGUGUGAAGAAUGGAAACGUGAUUUGUCCUAAGGCCAAUUUCGUUCAGGCCUGCCCUCCAGCAGUUACGCAACCGCCAAGGCUACCCUAUCCGUUUUGAGCCAUGGAGGUGAACAAAAACAAGACGCCGAAGCCAAAUCCUAGACUUAACUCAAACUUUCUUUCUGCCCUUAUAUUCUGGUGGGUGAACCCGUUUAUGGGUGUUGGGGCAAAGAAAGAUCUUGAUGUUACCGACCUGUACGAUGUUAUGCCAGGAGACAAUUCGGAAGAGCUUGGACUGAAAUUGCAAAGGAUUGGUCAACCCCUUUGUCUGGGCCAACUGGUUCACUACUUUGGCAGUGAAAACAAAACAAUAUCCACCACGCAAGCUUAUCUUUAUGCGGCUGGGGUGGUGUUGGGUUCCGUUCUGUAUACCAUGACUCUUCACCCGUAUUUUUUUUUAUGCCAACAUACCGGAAUGCGAAUCAGAGUUGCAGCGUGUUCUCUUGUUUAUAAAAAGUGCCUGCUGCUCAGCCAAAAGGCUCUGGGACAAACAACCAUUGGGCAAAUGGUCAACAUUAUGUCCAAUGACGUCAAUCGCUACGAUUUUUCAGUCAUCUUUCUUCAUUAUCUUUGGGUCGGGCCGCUGCACACAAUAAUUAGUAUGGUUAUUCUGCUUCACGUCAUCGGACCUUCUUGCUUGGUCGGGCUUGCAGUAUUGAUUCUCUUCGUCCCUUUGCAAAGUUGGAUGGGUAAAGUGUUUUCAAAGCUCCGACUGGAAACUGCGAAACGUACAGACGAAAGGAUAAGAACGAUGAACGAAAUUAUUUCCGCGAUGAGGGUGAUUAAAAUGUACACCUGGGAGAAGCCUUUUGCCAAACUGAUUUCCAAGUGCCGUCGAAAGGAGAUAAAUGUUAUUAAGCGGACGAAUCACUUCCGCGCACUCAACAUGAGUCUCUUCUUUACGUCCUCGAAACUCAUUAUAUUUUUAACUUUCUUGGUAUUUAUCUUUACCGGCAACCAUUUAACUGCUGAAAAGGUUUUUGUGACUGUUUCCCUGUUCAAUAAUAUUCGCAUUAUUAUGAUAUCGUUUUUCCCCGGUGCGAUAACUAUGGCGGCAGAAGCUAGAGUCUCUACUAAGCGUAUCGAAAAUUUCUUAUUGUUGGAUGAGAUUGAAAAAAAUGCUCAGGCAAAAGUGCACCCAGCAUUAUCCGAUUGUCUGGUUGAAUUGAAUCAAUUGACAGUCAAGUGGCCAGCUGCUGGAGAGAAAGAAGACAAUACGUUGACGAAUAUUUCUUUCACCAUCCGUCCUGGCCAGGUGUUUGCCAUCGUUGGUCAAGUUGGGUCUGGCAAGAGCUCGCUGUUGAAUGUCCUUCUCGGCGAGCUUUCUCCGUCAACGGGAACCUGUCGAGUUGCGGGGAAGAUCGCUUACGCUUCUCAAGAAUCUUGGAUCUUCUCUGGAACGGUGCGUCAGAAUAUUUUGUGUGGAUUGGAGUACGAUCUCAAACGAUACAAAAAAGUGAUCAAAGCCUGUGCAUUGGAUAAGGAUUUUAGCCUCUUCCCUAACGGUGACCAGACCGCAGUGGGCGAGCGGGGUGUCUCGCUUAGUGGUGGUCAGAAGGCGCGAGUUAAUCUUGCCCGAUCCCUUUACGUCGAUGCCGAUAUUUACCUAAUGGACGACCCUCUUAGUGCUGUAGACACUCAUGUAGGACGCCACCUGUUCGACAAAGCCAUUAAUGGAUACCUGAGUGACAAAAUACGAGUGUUAGUCACUCACCAACUUCAGUACUUGAAAGAUGUAGACCAGAUUCUCAUUCUCAAAGCGGGUCGUGUUGAAGCGAUGGGAUCCUACAAGGAAAUUAGUAAUAGUGUGUUGGAUAUUGCGAAAACAAUAGAAUACGAAGAGCCAGAACUAGAGGCAGAUAACUUGACGCGGUCUUUCUCUGAAUGUGACAUUGACGGUUCGAUUUCAAGGUGUGGGUCUAUCUCGAGCACAAUACGGCAACGUGUGGGAUCUGUCACAUCAAGGUCUUCAGUGAAAGAGAAAAAAGAGGAGAAACCAACGUUUGCGGAAGAAUCUCGCUCCUCUGGUAGUGUGUCUCCUAAAAUCUAUUGGGAAUACUUUCGGUCGGGUGGCAGCUGCAUGUCACUCUUCACAAUGACCGUCACUUGCAUCAUCACUCAAGUCCUUUUCAGUGGAUCCGAUUAUUGGCUGACCUUGUGGACGAAUGCUGAAGAACUUCGUGCUACGCACAGCAAUGUAACGGAAAAUUCGACAUACAUACCUGUUACUGAAAACGGUUUCUUUAACGUCACAUCCGGCACGGAAGAAACUGCUGUUUUUUCUGGUGCAUGGUGGAAGAAUCCCGACACGUACACGGGCGUAUACGUUUUUACCAUCCUCAUUAUUUGUGUUUUCAUCUUCUCGUUUAUUCGCACUAUCCAUUACUUCAUGAUGUGCAUGAUCUCGUCGAUCAACUUGCACAAUCGCAUGUUCCAGUCGGUUAUCCGCACACCUCUUCUUUUCUUCGAUCAAAAUCCAGUCGGACGUGUUUUGAAUCGUUUUGCCAAAGAUAUUGGAUCCGUGGACGAGAUGUUACCUUCCGCCUUCUUCGACGUUAUUACUAUUGCUCUGACUGCUGUUGGUAUUCUGUUCCUGGUUGGCCUAGUCAACCCUUGGUUAUUAUUACCAAUUCUAUUUCUUUCCAUCGUUUUUGUCAAUCUUCGGCAAUUCUACUUGAAAACAGCUCGCGAUGUGAAGCGUCUCGAAGCUACCACUCGGAGUCCCGUUUUUACCCACUUGUCCUCAUCAUUGGUUGGUCUAACCACCUUGAGAGCCCAUCGAUGUGAAGUGAUCUUCCAAACAAUCUUCGAUGAAUGCCAAGAUGUUCACACCUCUGCUUGGUACAUGUUUUUGUCGACCACUCGAUGGUUUGGCAUUUGGCUGGAUUGGAUUUGCGUCAUCUAUGUUGGCUGUGUUACCUACGCCUGCUUGGCACUACGUGAUUCUAUGACCGGAAGUGAAGCCGGGCUUGCGAUAUCCUCAGCAAUGGCCUUGACGGGUAUGUUCCAGUGGGGUGUAAAACAAUCAGCAGAAGUGGAAAACCAAAUGACGUCCGUUGAACGUGUUAUUGACUAUAGCAAAUUGCCCUCAGAGGCUCCCCUAGAUUCGGCCUCAGGAAAGAAACCUCCAGACACGUGGCCACUGAGUGGGACUAUCCAAUUUGAUGGGAUGUCUCUUCGUUAUAUUGAAGCUGACCAACCUGUUUUGAAAAGCAUCACUUGUUUAAUUCGAGCAAAUGAGAAGAUUGGCAUUGUCGGUCGAACGGGAGCUGGUAAAUCAUCCCUUAUUGCAGCUUUGUUUCGAUUGACAGAGCCAGACGGCCACAUUAUAAUUGAUGGCAUCGACAGCAAAUCGAUCGGUCUUCAUGACUUACGAUCGAAGAUAGCCAUCAUUCCACAAGAUCCCGUUUUGUUUUCGGGUUCACUUAGGAAAAAUUUGGAUCCCUUCGGUCUUCACAGUGACGAUGCCCUCUGGAACGCUCUGGAAGGGGCUAAACUGAAGGAGAUGGUUAAGGAUCUAUCCGCCGGACUAGAAGCAAAUAUGACUGAAGGAGGAGCUAACUUUUCCGUUGGUCAAAGACAGCUCAUCUGUUUGGCACGAGCUAUUCUUAGACAAAAUCGUAUCCUUGUUUUGGACGAAGCCACAGCUAACGUCGAUCAAAAAACGGAUUCCCUUAUCCAGCUAACGAUCCGAGAGAGGUUCCGAGAUUGUACUGUCUUGACGAUUGCCCAUCGUUUAAAUACAAUCAUGGAUUCUGACAGAAUCAUGUUACUUGAUGCUGGCUAUCUAAAGGAAUUUGGUGAGCCUGCUAUUCUUUUGGAAAAUCCCAAAAGCAUGUUUUAUAGCUUAGUAGAACAAACUGGUCCUAUCGUUGCUACUCACUUAACUGAAUUGGCUAAACAGGCUGCUGAACAAAGGCGCAGAAAGGGUACAAACGCAGCGGAUUUAACUAUGGAAACUAAUGGGAAUACCAUCCGUCACCAGUUAUGUCCGAAAGCUUCUCAAGAACAAGGGUUAGAUGAAUCAGAGUUUGAAACGGAAAAGUUGAAAAUUCAAAAUUAUAACGUACACUCGUUAUCGGUGUCUUCCUAGAAAAAUUUUUUCGUUGAAAACUGCCAUUCUGUUGUUAAUUCUUAAUUGUGAAUGCAUAAUGGAAAAUAGAUCUAAAUACAAUUAAGCUCGGUUUUGAAA